UUGAACGUUUUCAUCGGCGUUUCUGCCUUCACAUCAAUUUCAGAGGCGACCCGGUCGGAUACAUCUGUUCAAUUUAAACAGCUGUUUUUGGGGAUAAUGGGCUGAGUUAUGCGCUGUUUUACGACUCUGUCAGUGGAAGGAAGCCCUGUUGAUUCUGAGUGCUUAUAGUGGAUGCAGCGCGUGGUUUUUGGAGAGAUGUCUGCCGCAGAAGCAGCGCACAGCCCGGACAGACUCAAUCAGUUUGAGAGGCUGACUGGAAGGCCCCCGCUAAGAGCUGCAGGCUCUAAGAAGAGAGUUUGCUGGCUACAAGCUCGAAGAAUCCUGAGCCAACCCUGCCCCAGUCUACGGAUCCCUAACAGGUUUUUAAGAGAAGGUCACAGAGCCCCCCCGGCCCGGAGCGGACAUCGCUGCGUAGCUGACAACACCAACCUUUAUGUGUUUGGAGGCUACAACCCUGACUACGACGAAUCGGGAGGUUCAGAAAAUGAAGAUUACCCGCUGUUCAGAGAGCUGUGGAGGUUCCACUUUGCCACUGGGACGUGGCAACAGAUUCGCACAGAGGGGUUCAUGCCCACUGAACUGGCCUCCAUGUCAGCUGUUUUGCAUGGAAACAACCUGCUCGUGUUUGGUGGGACGGGAAUCCCGUUCGGUGAAAACAACGGAAACGAUGUUCAUGUAUGCAACGUUAAAUACAAACGAUGGUCUCUACUCAACUGUAGGGGCAAGAAACCUAAUCGAAUAUAUGGACAGGCCAUGGCCAUCAUCAAUGGCUUCUUGUACGUAUUUGGAGGUACAACAGGCUACAUUUAUAGCACCGAUCUCCACAGAUUGGAUCUGACGACACGCGAGUGGAUUCAUCUAAAACCUAACAAUCCUCCAGAUGAUCUGCCUGAGGAGCGAUAUAGACAUGAAAUAGCUCAUGAUGGGCAGAGGAUUUAUAUUCUUGGUGGUGGAACGUCCUGGACUUCAUACCCUUUAGACAAGAUACACGCGUAUAACCUCGAAACAAAUUCGUGGGAGGAAAUCACGACGAAACCUCAUGAUAGAAUAGGAUACCCUGCCCCUCGGCGAUGUCAUAGUUGUGUGCAGAUUAAACAUGAUGUAUUUAUAUGUGGAGGUUAUAAUGGUGAACUAAUACUGGAUGACCUGUGGAAGAUCAACCUGCAGACGUUCCAGUGGAGUAAACUACCUGCAGUGAUGCCUGAACCUGCAUACUUCCACUGUGCUGCUGUUACCCCGGCUGGCUGCAUGUACAUUCACGGCGGGGUGGUGAACAUCCACGAGAAUAAACGGACUGGUUCCUUGUUUAAGAUCUGGUUGGUGGUGCCUAGCCUGCUGGAGCUGUGUUGGGAGCGUCUACUCAAAGCCUUCCCACACCUGGCCCAACUUACCCCAAUACAGCUGCUAAAUUUGGGCCUUACCCAGGAACUCAUUGAACGCUUGAAAUGAAGAAGAGAGGAUGCGAGAGACUGAUUGUGUACGUACCGUUCGUGUACUUUUUUAUUAUUUUCAAGCUGAUCACAGGAAGGACGACGACGCUUGAGCCAACGCAUGGACAUAGAGAACACAACCCCAUCGUACUUCUGCAGGUGUCCUAAAACAGCCCGCCUUAAAACCAAAAACUAUAGGAUGCCUUUUGAGUUGUUUUGUUUGUUUUGCGUAUGCACCUUUUAAUUAUUUGAAAAACAAUCCAAAACAUAAAUAUAUCCAGUAGAGAGGAGGUUCUUCUCAAACACUAUUGGUCAGUGACCUGAAUUUGUUUUGUCUUGAGAUUGUAAUAUUGUUAUUUAUUGGCCUUCGGUAGUUGUCGUGUUGUUUUUACUGAUGUAUCUUAAUUCUGUUUCUUUCCUCUUCUGUCAAGGAAUUAUUUAAGUUUUAUCAAUCUCCACACUUAUUUAAUUGGCAGUGAUGUAAGUUGGGGUUAUUGAGGUUCAAUUUCUUGUUAACUCUACAGUUCACUACUGACCGGACUUAUGCAGAACUGUCGAUGCCUGGGAUCGGGUUUAAGGUUUUUACUUGUUGUAAAUCAGUGCUGAGUAAGUGUUAAAGACUUGCGACAACCUGUUGAUAACGAAUGUUGGGUGCGAAUGUUGAAUUGUGUCUCAGUUCUUCCUCAGAUGCCACAGUUCAGAUUUGCAGAAACAUCUGCGUGUUAGGCACAACCACAGACCAAGUAAUGUUUAAACAAAGCUGUACAAAGUCAUAGCAAACUGUUUCCAUGUUCUUGUCACCCAAGUUUUGUAAACCAAUCCCUACAUCACUGUGAACAAGGUGCUCCUAAAUUUUCUUUUAAUGCUUUUACUGAAAUAAAAUCUAAUGUUUAUUUUUCUGUAAACCAAUCAUCCAUCUUCUAAAUAUUUAAUUAUAUUUGACAUUCAAGCCAAUGGCAUGCAGAGACUCAUUUUAAUUGAUCUAGUGCCUUUCCAAGAAAGACCUGAUAAUGUGCUAAAUUUAACACCAAGCCUUGCUAAUCGCACUUUAUUUUAAUUAAAAUUCUACUUCUGGACACGCUGAAUUUACAGAAACGUUGAAAAAGAAAUGUGCGCACAUCAUUUAUAGCUUUCUAGCACUUGAUAAAUAUAUUCGAAAUAUUAAACAAUCAACAAAGAAUUGUUCUAAAUACCAUGCCUGGUCAGCACAAUGCUAAUAAUACUGCAAAUCUUUUGGGCCUAUUUAUAUCUGUACAGUUUAAAGGAAAAACAUCAUUUAGCAAUAAUGUAGCCGAGCAUCUUUUUACUAUGCUGACCUGUCAAAGCUCUGAAUUUUAAAAAAAAAUCGCCGGUUUAAAGGCCGAAUAAAGCAUCAUGAAUUCAGAGGUAACGCAUAUUGCUAUGUUGAAUGACCUAAUCCAUUAUACACUUCAAUCAACUGAAAUAUUCACAUUUUGUAGCGUUUAACUAUUGUUGGACACCAGCAAAUGAUUAAGUUCAUUGCUAUUUCACACCCUACAAGACAGAUACUGAUAGACAGCUCCGUUUGUCUUUCCAAGGUAGUCUUGCAUUAGAGCAAGGUCACAUCCAUGCCCAUAAUACUACUCGCUGCCAUUUUGUGCAUGUCUGGAUCACUGUUUGCAUGGGUCAUGACUAAAGGUGCUUGUUAUACAGGCAAUGUGCAGACCAUGGCAACAUUUUCAGAAUCGUUUUAUCCAUACAGUGGUAUAUUUCACAUGGAGUCAUACUAUAUUUCUUCAUGUUUUUGGAUGGGGGGUCUCCCUGGACUUUAGUUGCCAAGCCAUGCAGCAAAUGUUCAAGGUAUUCGGCAGGUUCCUACAACUUGUGUUCCAGUUUUGUGUUUAU
This is a messenger RNA of Triplophysa dalaica, 3296 nucleotides long. RefSeq names its product kelch domain containing 10 (gene klhdc10). Bases 172 to 1449 code for a protein of 425 amino acids. Gene Ontology annotation, biological process: positive regulation of stress-activated MAPK cascade. NCBI's taxonomy places the organism in Eukaryota, Metazoa, Chordata, Actinopteri, Cypriniformes, Nemacheilidae. The record is from RefSeq and is a predicted model, not a curated record. Gene Ontology annotation, molecular function: protein binding. The transcript is spliced from 10 exons.